Amblyraja radiata (thorny skate) is the source of this 1782-nucleotide messenger RNA. It is a transcript of the gene ubox5, whose product is annotated as U-box domain containing 5. NCBI's taxonomy places the organism in Eukaryota, Metazoa, Chordata, Chondrichthyes, Rajiformes, Rajidae. The record is from RefSeq and is a predicted model, not a curated record. Gene Ontology annotation, biological process: protein polyubiquitination. Gene Ontology annotation, cellular component: nucleus. Gene Ontology annotation, molecular function: ubiquitin-ubiquitin ligase activity; ubiquitin protein ligase binding.
AGAAGAAACAUCUUUUGGAAUUUGAUCCUAAUUUGGAUGUAAAGAAUGAUAAACCUUUGCCUCCCCUGCUUUAAACCAAGGAUACAAUGUAAUAAGGUCUACGCUGACGGCUAUGAUGUAGGCAAUCUGAUAUCUGCAGAUCCCGUGAAAGGAAGUGGAUUCCGUGCUGAAUACUUCAUCAAACCUCCUCUACACGUCACUGUUUCAUUCCCAUUCAAUGUGGAGCUUUGUAGAAUUGACUUGGAAGUCUCACUGCCCUUGCAAAGCUCUAUAGGACUGGACAUCUAUACUUGUACAACAUCUAGUAAGACCAUGACGUGGAAUGAAAACUCCAUACAAACCUCUCAGCCUGCUGGCCAGGCCUUUCUUGACAACGAUGUUUUUACUUUAGUGGGUAAAGUUGUACUGAAGCAAAACAAGGUAUCUUUCAGGCACAUAGCAUAUAAACCUAGACCUCCUUUUCAUGAGUUAAAUGAGCCUUCUGCCAUUGACCAUUGUACUUCUCUACAGGAUUUGUGGAACAAAGGGCAGUUUUCAUUGACAAGCAUAAAUCACCUCAGGAUCUGCAUCACCUUUGUGUCAGGAGGCCGUUUGCCUUGUUUGAAGAGGGUGGACAUCUGGGGUCAACCAUCUCGAUCGUCCCCUCGUAAACUUGUCCAAAGCAUCUUCAAGGUUUAUCAAGAAUACAAGGCUGAGCAAUCGAUUCCAAGGAUCAAGCAGGGAAAUGCUUCCAUCGCCUCAUCCAGCGAUACACCAAGUCAUAGCCGAGAGCCAGAUGCUGGUGGAUCUCUGCUGAUCAGCGGGAGCAUUCCAGAGGAAUUUCUGGAUCCCAUUACCUCUGAACUCCUGGUCCUUCCAAUGUUACUGCCCAGCGGCAAAGUAAUCGAUCAGAGCACUCUGGACAGACAUAGUCGGUGUGAAGCUACUUGGGGCCGGGUGCCGAAUGACCCCUUCACCGGCGUCCCUUUCAGCCGCCAUUGCAAGCCUGUUCCUCACUCCACUCUUAAAGCAAGGCUGGACCAUUUCCUGCUGCACAACCCAAUACCAGGCCACUCUGUUGUGGGGAGAACUCGAGUUGGUUUUGUUGCCUCGUCUGCUGUGAAGAGAAAAUCGGACUCCACACAAGCUAACGACGUGAAUCCGGUCUCAGAACAAAUGAGUGCCUGCAGUACAAACUCUGCUGUAAUUUUGUACUCUGAUCAAAAGAGAUUCAAAGCAGAAAUAAAGGAACUGCAAAAGCCUGAGAGAGAUUUGGGUUCAGUAUCGCAUGAACAGAAGUUAACGCAGAGUCUGGACAACGCAUUGGCCUCCGUCUUAAGUGUGUUCCCAUCCUUUACUGCCAGACAAAGACAAGACAAAUCACAGCCAGCUGAUGGCAGCAACACUGACCGUCUGCAAGAUCCAGUUAGCUCUGAUGAAGCUUGCAGCAGCUGCAAUGAGGCAUUCUCUGCAUACUCCAAACACUUGGUGGUGUAUAGAUUGCUGUGUGGCCACCUGAUCUGCAGACCCUGUUUAUCCGAGAGGCAGAAGUCUUCAGCACCUUCCUGCUCCAAAUGCAAGAGGACAAUCAGCACCAGCGAUGUAGUGCGGGUGCACCUCUAGAUCUGUAGCAAUUUGGCCUCCUACAUUGGGGAACUGGUGGAGAUACUCCUUCAGAUAACAUUAAAAGACGUGGAAAUAAUGCAGAGAUAUUAUGUGAAAAUAAUAGAGAUAUUAUGGUGGCGCAGCGGUAGAGUUGCUGGCUUACAGCGAAUGCAGCCCCGGAGACCCGGGUUCGAUCCU